Glycine soja is the source of this 2039-nucleotide messenger RNA. Its product is annotated as U-box domain-containing protein 15-like. NCBI's taxonomy places the organism in Eukaryota, Viridiplantae, Streptophyta, Magnoliopsida, Fabales, Fabaceae. Gene Ontology annotation, molecular function: ubiquitin-protein transferase activity; protein binding. The record is from RefSeq and is a predicted model, not a curated record. Gene Ontology annotation, cellular component: nucleus; cytoplasm. The coding region runs from base 103 to 2010 and encodes 635 amino acids. The transcript has 4 exons. Gene Ontology annotation, biological process: cell surface receptor signaling pathway; protein ubiquitination.
UCACUUUCGUUGUUUUGGUAACAAUAUUCUAGCUAUUAGGCAGCGACGGGCGUGCAUGGCGUAGCAUAGGUACGUGAGGCUGAGGCAGAGAGAAAGAAGGAGAUGACGACGAUGGAGGAAGAGAGAGACGUGUCAUCGGAUGAGUUAUCAGAGGAGAAAUAUGACCCAGUGGAGGAGAUCCAAAGAGUCAUCCAAUCCAUAGUUCAAUUCGGCGAGUACCGGAGGACACAGAGGAAGGAGAGCCACAACCUCGUGCGCCGUUUCAAGCUCAUGUUGCCUCUCUGGGAAGAGCUUCGUGACCUCCCACAACCCUUCCCAGAAAUCGGCGUCACUUGGUUAUCCAAAGUCAAGGAUGUGCUUUUGUUCGCCAAGGAUUUGUUGAAACUAUGUAGCCAAGGAAGCAAGAUCCACCUCGCUUUGGAAACCGAGGUAGUUAUGAUCACGUUUCAGAAAGUGUAUGACAAAUUAAGCCAAGCGUUUGGUGAUGUGCCUUGUGAUGAAAUGGGUAUCUCAGAUGAAGUCAAGGAACAACUUGAGCUAAUGCACGUGCAACUCAAGCGAGCCAGGAGAAGAACUGAUACACAGGACAUAGAACUUGCAAUGGAUAUGAUGGUUGUGUUUUCUGAUAAUGAUGACAGAAAUGCUGAUAGUGCUAUCAUUGAGAGGCUGGCUAAAAAGCUGGAGCUUCAUAGUGUUGAGGAUCUCAAUAUAGAAACAUUGGCUAUUAGGAACCUUGCUGCAGAAAGAAAAGGGCAACAGGCUGAGAGCACCCAGAAAAUAAUUUACCUUCUUAACAAAUUCAAACGAAUUGCAGGCAUGGAAGAAACCGGCAUCCUUGAUGAUCCUGCCGCACCCAAGAUGCUUGAGAGGUGCACCUCUUUGGUCAUCCCUCAUGAGUUUCUCUGCCCAAUUACACUAGAAAUCAUGACAGAUCCUGUCAUUGUAACAAGUGGACAGACAUAUGAAAGGGAAAGCAUAAAGAAGUGGUUCCAAUCCAACCAUAACACAUGCCCAAAGACCAGGCAACCUUUGGAACACUUGUCAUUGGCACCAAACCGUGCCUUGAAAAGCUUGAUUGAAGAAUGGUGUGAGAACAACAACUUCAAACUUCCUAAAAAAUACAAUUCUUCAGGUCCAGAAAGCUGUCCUAUAGACAGCAAAGAGGAAAUUCCAGCUUUGGUUGAGAGCCUGUCAUCUAUUCAUUUAGAAGAGCAGAGAAAAGCAGUGGAGAAGAUACGUAUGCUAUCAAAGGAAAAUCCCGAGAACAGAGUUUUGGUUGCUGAACAUGGAGGAAUACCACCUCUAGUGCAACUUUUGUCCUAUCCAGAUUCAAAAAUACAAGAACAUGCAGUAACAGCACUUUUGAAUUUAUCAAUUGAUGAGGGUAACAAGAGUCUUAUAUCCACAGAAGGUGCCAUUCCAGCUAUCAUAGAAGUUUUGGAGAAUGGUAGUUGUGUGGCUAAGGAGAACUCAGCCGCAGCUUUAUUCAGCUUGUCAAUGCUUGAUGAGAUUAAAGAGAUUGUUGGUCAAUCAAAUGGGUACCCGCCUUUGGUGGAUUUGUUGAGGAAUGGAACAAUUAGAGGGAAGAAAGAUGCUGUGACAGCUCUUUUUAACUUAUCUAUCAACCAUGCAAAUAAAGGUAGGGCCAUUAGAGCUGGCAUUGUGACACCCUUGCUUCAAUUGCUCAAGGACAGAAACUUGGGCAUGAUUGAUGAGGCUCUCUCCAUUUUGUUACUCCUUGUAUCAAAUUCAGAAGCAAGACAAGAGAUUGGACAACUUAGUUUUAUUGAAACCCUUGUUGAGUUCAUGAGAGAAGGGAGUCCAAAGAACAAGGAAUGUGCAGCAUCUGUUCUUCUUGAGUUGUGCUCAAGUAACUCAUCCUUUACAUUGGCAGCACUUCAGUUUGGAGUGUAUGAGUAUUUAAUGGAGAUAAAACAAAAUGGAACAAAUAGAGCACAGAGGAAAGCAAAUGCAAUCUUAGAUCUCAUUAGCAGGAGCGAGCAAAUUUAAUCUUGCUUUCUCCAAUGUAGGUAUAACUG